Molecule: messenger RNA, 3751 nt
Organism: Anopheles maculipalpis
Lineage: Eukaryota; Metazoa; Arthropoda; Insecta; Diptera; Culicidae
Gene: Upf2
Product: regulator of nonsense transcripts 2
Exons: 2
Coding region: 2-3748 (1248 amino acids)
Biological process (GO): nuclear-transcribed mRNA catabolic process, nonsense-mediated decay
Cellular component (GO): exon-exon junction complex; cytoplasm
Molecular function (GO): RNA binding; protein binding
Source: RefSeq, a predicted model, not a curated record
GAUGGAGAACGGUGAGGAAGAGAAUAGUGAAGGUAUCCCGUCCGGUGAUCCGAAUGUGGCGGACGCGAACGCCGAGAAGGCCGAGCUGGAAGCGUUCGUAACCAACUUGCAGGAACGCUACCGGCAGAAGGCACAAGAACGUCAACAGAACCAAUCGCCCGAACGUCCGGCGGAAGAGGAUUUCUUUCGCUAUGAUUCGAGCCUCAAGAAGAACACGGCGUUUGUGAAGCGGCUGAAACAGUUCACCACCCAGCAGCUGCCGUCCCUGAUGCAGGACGUGUCCGGAUUAAACUUGACCAAAUACAUCUCCGAGGUAAGUGCGGCUCUGGUCGAGGCAAAACUGAAGAUGAGCGAUAUCGGCGCAGUGCUGACGCUUUGCAACCAUCUGCACCGGAACUAUGCCGACUUUGCGCAGACGUUGCUCGAAAACUGGCAGAAACUGCUGUUGAUAAAGCCGGGUGAGAAGGUGGCGAAUCCGAGCAAGAUGCGUGUCGAUUUGCGCUUCUACGCGGAACUGAUCAGUGUGGGAAUUUUCCCGAACAAAACGGGACUGCCGCUGCUCGGUGCGUGCCUUACUGGAUUGAUUACGCAGGACAAGGAGGAGCACGUUAAUCUGUCAAUUGUGCUGUCGUUCUGCAAACACUGUGGCGAUGAGUACGCCGGACUGGUUCCGACCCGCAUAGCCGAGCUGGCCAAGAAGUAUGACGUUACGGUGCCGGUAUCACCACUGCUUCCUGCCGACCGGCAAAGCAAUUUGCGAAAUCUUCUACGCGAUUACUACCAAUCGCUGGCGGAGCAUUUGCGGUCGGAGCAUCGGCAGCUGCAGCUGGCAGAAAAAUCUCGACGCAAAAUGCUCCAAUCGAAGGGUGAAGUAACGGCCGAGAAGCGGGAACAGCUGGCCCAACUACAAGCGUCGUACGAAAAGCUGCACGCAUCUACGAGCGCGCUGGCCGAUUUGCUCAAUGAAUGCGUGCCGCAGCUGGAGGAACUGCCAGAAACGAGCGCUGCGACCGAAGGUUCCAUACUGGAUAUACGUGCCGGUGAGGAAUUACAGCUCGGGACGCUUGAUCCGUGGCGCGAUGAGGAAACGAAAUCAUUCUACGUCGAUCUGCCCGAUUUGCGCCAGUUUUUGCCGAACUACUGUGACAAGAAGCAACCGGGCGGGGACGGGAGCAGUACGCAGAAUGCGCAACAAAUGCAAGAGCUGCCCCAACAGGACGAUGACGAUGAUAAUGAGGAUACGGUGGAACUCCUACCGGAUAUGUUGGCCGGUCCGCCCAUCACGGAGGAAACGCUUGAUAUGGAGCUACCGGAGCUGGAUGCGGAUUUGAGCUUUUCCGAGUCUAUAUCGUCUCUGCAGGAUGAGGAAGAACCGGCGGGUCCGGACGGGGAAGCAUUCAAGGAUGGAACGGGCGGAAGUUCUUUCGCCGGUGUUGGCAAUGGUGGCACACCGAGCAAUCAAGGCAAUCGGCGCUAUUUCGAGCAGUUUGUACAGAAUCUACAAAACUGCGUUAACCGUGAGCUGAUCGAUAAUGCGGCGAUCGAUUUUCUGCUCAACUUGAACACCAAAAGCAAGCGCAAACGGUUGGUGAAGGUACUGUUCGGGGUGCAACGCACGCGGCUCGAUCUGUUACCGAUGUACGCACGUUUCGUCGCCAUCAUCGAUCUCGUAUCGCCGGACGUUGCGCACGAGCUCUGCCAGAUGCUGAAGAUCGAUUUUAAGUACCAUCUGAAAAAGAAGGAUCAAAUUAACAUCGAAACGAAAAUAAAGGUUGUGCGGUAUAUUGGGGAGCUGGUCAAAUUCGGGAUCUACAAGAAGCUAGAAGCGUUGUACUGUUUGCGCUGCUUGCUGCACAGCUUUCAGCAUCACAACGUAGAGAUGACGUGCGCUUUUCUGGAGGUUUGCGGCGUCUAUCUCUACAACUGUCCAGACAGUCGGAUGCGGACGAACGCUUUUCUCGAGCAGAUGAUGCGACUAAAGAUGAACAUUACGAUGCUGGACCGAUAUGUGCAGCAGGUAGAGAACGUGUACUAUCUGGUAAAGCGACCGGAAGGGUUGAAAGUGACGCGCAAGGAGCGUCCACUCAUCCACACGUACAUCCGGCAGCUUAUCUUUAAAGAGCUCGAUAAAGGGAACGUUGACAAGAUGAUACAGCUGUUGCGUCGGUUAAACUGGGACGACAAGGGCACGUUCAACUACGCGGUGCGAUGUUUGUCACGUGCCUAUAACACCCGGUACCAUCUGAUUCGUAGCCUUGCUGAUCUGUUGGCCGGAUUGAAUUCGUACCAGGAGCGAGCGGUAGUCCGCGUGAUUGAUACGGUGCUGGAGGACAUACGGGCAGGUUUGGAGAUACACGACAACAAGCUGGCACAGCGUCGCGUAGCGAUGGUGAAAUAUUUGGGCGAACUCUACAACUAUCAGCUGGUCGAUUCGGACAACAUCCUUAACACGCUGUACUCGAUCAUCUCGUUCGGUGUGACACUGUCGCACGAUGGGCCACCAUCGAUCGGUGAUCCGCCCGAGUCACUGUUCCGGUUGAAGUUGGCCUGUGUGCUGCUGGAUACAUGCGGGCAAUACUUCACAGCCGGCGAGAAUCGUCGUCGGUUGGACUAUUUUCUCGUCUUUUUACAACAGUACUACUGGUACAAGAAAUCGCAUCCGUACUUUGCUACCAGCAGUAGCGGCGGUAUUGGAGCUGGUGCGAACUUGGAGAAAAAACCGACACCAAACGCGGGAUCAAACGUAAAGGAUCUAUUCCCAAUUCUGAUCGAUCACAUGUACCGGGAAUGUUUGAAGUUUUUGCGCCCGAAGCUAAAACUGUACACCAGCUUUGAGCAGGCAAAGGAAGCGGUCCAAUCAUUGCGACAGAAGAUUUUCCCCGCCGGUGAGCUGGAACGGAUGAACCAGGAGGCGGAAAAAGCAAAUGAGCAGCAGCCGAACAGUUUGCGCACGGUGAGUGAUGCACCAGAGUCCUCGGAUCAUGAGGAUUCGCUGCAAUCGGACGACUGUACGUCGGAUGCGGGCGAUGACAUGUCGGAAGGGUACGGUACGAAGCGUCCGAACGGUAAGCGGCAGUCGGUUGACGAUGAGGACGAUGGUACACCUUCACCACCAGUCGAUGAUGGUGCCGAUCAGGAGCUUGAAGGGUACGACGAGGAGGACGACGAGGAGGAGGAAGAAGAUAACGAAGAGGAGGGCGAGUAUUACGAUGACGAUCGGGAUGGUGUGCUGGAGGUGGAGGGAUUGCAAGCACCGCACCAGAAGCAACCGGAGGACCUAGAAUUCGAGCGUGAGUUUGAGCGGAUGUCGUCCGAGUACUGUCAGCAGCGGGCGAAAGAUUCAGCGAAACUGAAUCCCAAACAUGUUCCCAUUCCGAUCACGUUUCGCAACGAGACGAAGAAAACGUACGACCAGCUACAGGAACCAACAAACGUUAAACCCGACACCGUACCGUUCGCGCUGAUGAUACGCGGCAAGGGUAAGCAGCAGCUGUACAAAACGUUCGAAGCACCGGAGGACAGUUCGCUGGCCCAGUACAUCCGAGAGCAGGAACGCAAGCUACAGGAGGAGAAGGACAGUGUUAAGCGGCUAACGCUAAACAUCUCCGAACGACUCGAAGAAGAAGAUUAUCAGGAGUCGCUGAAUCAAACGUCCCGGACGGUGGAUCCGUUGCGGAUGCGACCACUAAAGCUGGCCAAAUUUAAACAUCCCAAGGGUGUACCCGACAUCGAUGCCAUCUUUCAUUGAAUG